Messenger RNA from Plectropomus leopardus (leopard coralgrouper), 4336 nucleotides. RefSeq names its product FIG4 phosphoinositide 5-phosphatase a (gene fig4a). The record is from RefSeq and is a predicted model, not a curated record. Gene Ontology annotation, molecular function: phosphatidylinositol-3,5-bisphosphate 5-phosphatase activity. Gene Ontology annotation, biological process: phosphatidylinositol dephosphorylation. Gene Ontology annotation, cellular component: intracellular membrane-bounded organelle. NCBI's taxonomy places the organism in Eukaryota, Metazoa, Chordata, Actinopteri, Perciformes, Serranidae.
GACUCAAACCAAACAAAAUCAUGCUGCAUCUCAAUAUGCUAGCUAAAGACUUCAGACUUCAAUUAAUGAUUUAAAAACGUUAUUUAGACUCCCAGGGGUGAUGCGUUUAAUCAGCUUUUGCGAUGUUUCGUGGCUAACGCAGCUGGUUAGCUAAAUUAAUGCUCUUCUGUUGUGUCUUCUAAUUUGUGACUGUUUGGAGACAGACAUACAGUGCUAAAGAUGCCCCAAGCAGCGGCUACCAUCAGUGGGAUCCAGAGGAUGGUUCUGUAUGAAACCAGAGCUAGGUAUUUUUUGGUGGGGAGCAAUCAGGCACAGACCAAACACAGAGUCCUGAAGAUUGACCGCACAGAACCCAAGGACCUGGUCAUAAUUGACGAUAAGCAUGUGUACAGUCAGCAAGAGGUGCGGGAGUUGUUGGGCCGCCUGGACUUGGGAAACCGCACCAAGAUUGGCCAAAAGGGUUCCUCAGGCUUGUCUAGGGCUGUCUCAGCCUGCGGCAUUGUGGGGUUUGUACGUUUCCUGGAGGGGUACUACAUUGUGUUGAUCACCAAACGCAGAAAGAUGGCUGACAUCGGGGGCCACUCCAUCUACAAAAUUGAAGACACCAGCAUGAUCUACAUUCCAAACGACUCGGUCAGGGUUACACACCCUGACGAAGCAAGAUAUGUGCGGAUCUUUCAGAACGUGGACCUAUCUAGCAACUUCUACUUCAGCUACAGCUAUGACCUGAGCCACUCGCUGCAGUACAACUUGACUCUGCUGCAACGACCUUAUGAACUGUGGUCGUCUCCAAAUGCCUCCGCCGCGGAAGAGGUGCAUGCGCAGAGUAAGCAGGACAGCUUCGACAUUUUUGAAGAAGAGGGUCUGCCGACGCAAGUGGUUUAUGGCCUCCAGAACGAACCGUACUACAAGUACGUGUGGAACGGGAAGCUGCUGGAACGAGUCAAGGACAUUGUGCAUCAUGACUGGCUCAUGUAUAUAAUCCAUGGCUUUUGUGGCCAGUCCAAGCUUCUAAUCUACGGCCGACCAGUUCACAUCACCCUCAUUGCCAGGCGCUCCAGCAAAUUCGCCGGGACCCGCUUCCUCAAAAGAGGAGCCAACUGCGAGGGGGAUGUGGCGAAUGAGGUAGAGACAGAGCAGAUUGUCCAUGACGCCUCAGUUAUGUCUUUCACGGCAGGAAGUUACUCCUCGUACGUCCAGGUGCGAGGUUCAGUCCCGCUGUACUGGUCCCAGGACAUUUCCACCAUGAUGCCAAAACCCCCAAUACGAUUGGACCAGGCUGACCCGUAUGCCCACGUAGCUGCCCUCCAUUUUGACCAGAUGCUUCAGCGGUUUGGCUCUCCUAUCAUCAUCCUCAACCUGGUCAAGAAACGAGAAAAGAGGAAACACGAGAAGAUUCUGAGUGAGGAGCUCUACCCAGCUGUGAUCAACCUCAAUCAGUUCCUCCCUCCAGAAAACUGCAUCGACUACAUCGCCUGGGACAUGGCCCGCUACACCAAGAGUAAGUUGUGCAACGUCCUGGACCGUCUGAGUAUGAUCGCAGAGAAUGUGGUUAAGCGAACAGGUUUCUUCAUUAAUCGCUCCGACUUCUACUGUCACACCAUCAGACCAGAUGACAGGUGGGGAGAUUUAGGUGGACACAUUGCAGUCAGUGGACGGGUGCAGACUGGUGUGUUGCGAACCAACUGUGUGGACUGUCUGGACCGGACCAACACCGCCCAGUUCAUGGUGGGGAAGUGUGCGCUGGCCUAUCAGCUCUAUGCACUGGGAAUGAUCGACAAGCCCAAACUCCAGUUUGAUACUGACUGUGUAAGGUUGUUUGAGGAGCUGUACGAGGACCACGGAGACACUUUGUCGCUGCAGUACGGUGGCUCCCAGCUGGUCCACAGGGUCAAGACCUAUCGCAAGAUCGCCCCCUGGACACAACACUCCAAAGACAUCAUGCAGACACUGUCACGGUACUACAGCAACGCUUUCUCAGAUGCUGACAGACAGGAUGCCAUCAACUUGUUUCUCCAGGUCUACCAGCCAUCAGAGUCUAAGCCACACCUGUGGGAGCUGCCCACUGACUUCUACCUGCAUCAGAGGAACACCAUGGCCCUCCCCCAAGACAGACGCAGCUACACACUGUGGUGGUCAGCAGGAAUCUUGUCCUACCUUCCGGUGGCCUACGAUGAAGUCCCCUGUGAGGAAACCAUGAGGAAGGUCAAAGUGAAGAGAGUGAACCGCUUUGAAGAAAGUAUUGACAUCUACACAGAAUUCUUCAAACCUUAUGAGCUCACCUCAUUUGAUGACACUUUCUGCAUCGCCAUGACCAAUUCUGCAAGGGAAUUUAUGCCCAAGACUGUAGGAGUGGAUCCCAGCCCGUUCACAGUUCGGAAGCCAGAGGAAACAGGAAAGUCAGUGCUGGGCAACAAGAGCAGUAAAGAGGAGACACUGCUGCAGAGGAAGACUGCCGCCAGUGCACCUCCUCCCCCGAGUGAAGAGGCCAUCAGCAGCACAUCAGAGGACGACUCAGAGGACGACCGCGAUGACGAUGGAUCUGUGUCCCAGCGCUCCACCCCGAUCAAACUGCUAACGGAGUCUGGCGAGAGCACUCGCACACAGGAGGAGAUCCAGCAGCAGCAGUCGGUUAAGGAGCCCUAUGGACUCCAUUUGGCUGAGUUUCCUGAUGAGAAAGACCUACACAUUUAUGAAAGGUUUGCACAUCUGGGCGAGAGCCAGCACAGGGUGGAAAGAACCGAACGCAUAAACCUCGCAAACAUCAUCUGCUUAGAGCCAGUGUCCUGCUUCCCUGAGGACAGCAUCUAUGCCGCCUCUCCCCCGCAGGUCGACAGAGACAGCCGCGAUGAGUUUGAGAGCCAUGUGAUGACGGGUCAGGGCCAGGUGAGGGUGCUGUGCAGGGAGGACGUGCUGAUGUACAGGGAAUACGUCAAGAACAGAUACAUGUGAGACACAGAAGACAGGGACUAGAUCUCUGUUACCCAUAUAUGCAAAUCCAGAUUAUCAGAACCAGUCCAUUACAAAAUCCCAUCUUGACCUGACUUUUAAGAUUUUAUUUUAUUUUUUGAUGCAAGAUAUUGUCUUGCAUGUGUAAAUCCAUUUCGCUUCAACCUGAUUUUUUUCUGCUCAGAGUGGACAGUUCAUGACAAUGAUAACAGCCCAUGUACAACCCAUGUGUCCUGUAUUUGGACUUAAAUACGUGGGUUAAUUUUUCCUUUUAAUCAGUCAGUUUGGUUUAAUGUCAGUUAUGUCUGCUCACAAUGCCUCACUAGGAUGCCUUAAUAGUGCUUUUUAUUUGUUGUUUGUCUUGUUUUCAAUUAAAUUUUAAUUGCAACUAUUUUAAGAAUGUUCAUUUAACAAUAUGUAUGUUAGGAAUGUGUAAAUAAAUGUUAAUUGCUUUGACUUUUAAAAGGAAAUCCCUUUAUUAUUUUUUUUUUACUUGGGCCCAAUUUUCCCAUGUUUGUGGUUCUCAGUGACUAAUGGAAAAAAGGAUAUUUAAACGCACAUCAUAUAGGUGCAAAGCUUUCAAAAAACCUUUAAUGAGGACAAAAGGUAACGCCGCAACACUUACUACACACCACACAAGUUUAUUAGAGACAACGUUUCAAUCCCACGUGGAUCUUUGUCAUGUCAAAUGUUUGAUGAAACCACACCUAUAUUUAUGCAUAAUGCGCACCAGUAGGCUGACCAGCUCUAUGGUUGCAGUUGUGGUUAACAGUCUGAACCAUUCAGGGUAGUUAAACAAUGGACAAUCAACAGUUAAAUAGAUUAUUUAGUAAAUACAUUGAUUGAAUGCAUCCUUCAAUGUAUUUUACUAUGUAAUCUACGGAAACCAGAGCAGCAUUAGCUUCCUGGUUGACCUACAGAAAAACAUCAUCCCUGGGGAACUCUAUUCGCUUUAGGAUUAUGCUGCAGAUGUAAAAAACAAAAAACAAAACUCCAUCAGUCACUUAAACACACACAAAAAUGGGAGAAUAUGGUCCAACUUGAAAAAUACAUGUUUCCCUUUAAAUAUUUUGAGUGUUAAAUGCUGGAACCAAUAAUGUGUUGGCGGGUACAAAGAUAACUAUGAAGGAUUCUUUAAAUUCCACCUCAGAUGUGCUUUAAGUUUAGAUUUUUUUUUUUUUAUUCUUUGUGUUAAACCAUCAUGCCAUGACUUUGUUUUUUUUCAAUUCUCACAAAAACUAUAUGGAACAGCAGUCUUACAUAAUGUAAGUCAUACAUGUAUUGUAAAUAUAUAUCUGGGUCUGCAAACAAAAUAUUUCACUUUGACUUUCUUAAUUUACAAAAGUGCACACUGAUUUUGUUUUGUAUAAAGAUAUAUCUGAUGUCA